UAAAAACGAAUGUGGGUGACGUGGGCAACCAGUAAACAAAAGUUGGCUAUUUUCAAUUUCUGUCCAAAAUUUUCACGUAAAAUAUGUAUAUAAAAUAAGGAAAGACAUGUCUUCCGUAACAUUUCUGAAAGGCAUAAACUGUUUUCGAUCCAAACUACCAAGAAUAUGUGGAAUACGCAAGUUUUGUUCAGAAGAUUGCGGUGAAGAGAAGAAAGGGCUCAUAUUAGGCAUAUAUGAGGGUGAAAAUGAAGAACCAGUGUUUACCAAAGCAGCAGCAAAAUUUAAUGAUCAUCUCAGCGGAAAGUUAUUCGACCUAGUUAAAAGAGCUGGAACAGAUAUACGAAGAGGACAUGCCCGAAUUUUCAAUAACAUUGACAAAGAAUUUUGGUCUAUUGCUGUAGUGGGACUAGGGAAAGAAAAACUUGGAUAUAAUGAAAUGGAAGCGAUAGACGAAGGCAUGGAGGCUGUGAGAGAGGGAGCAGGAAUGGGAGCUCAAGUAUUGAAAAGAGAAGGAGUAACAAGAAUUUUAGUUGAAGGUUUGGGACAUCCGGAACAAGCAGCCGAAGGAAGUGCACUCGCCUUGUGGAGGUACCAGGAGAAUAGAUCACGUCAGCAUUGGAAAGUGAUUCCCACCUUGGAAUUAUUUGACGACUGUGAUGCUGAGAGUUUUCAACGGGGACUUUUCAAAGCAGAGUCUCAAAAUUUAGCAAGAAGAUUGUCCGAUACACCAGCAAAUCAAAUGACACCCCUCCAUUUCGCACAAGAAACUGUUAAUGAGUUAUGUCCAUGUGGUAUUAAAGUAAUGGUGCAUGAUAAAGAUUGGAUUGAAUCGAAGAAAUUGAACGCCUUUCUUACUGUUGCUCGAGGCUCUUGUGAACCACCUGUUGUGGUCGAAAUUUCGUACUGUGGUGCUCCUCAAGAACAAAAACCUGUACUUAUGAUAGGAAAGGGUAUAACUUUUGAUAGUGGAGGUCUGUGUGUAAAAAAAUGUGAGGGUAUGGACCGUUACAGAGCUGACAUGUGUGGAGCAGCAGCUAUUAUAGCCACCAUUCGUGCUGCCUCAGCGUUGAGUCUUCCAAUUAAUAUAGAAGCUGUUAUUCCAUUAUGCGAGAAUAUGCCCAGUGGAAUGGCGAUGAAAUGUGGAGAUGUCGUCAUGGGUCUGAAUGGAAAGUCAAUUAUGAUCACUGAUACAGACAAUGAAGGUCGAUUGAUAUUAGCCGAUGCCCUGGUUUAUGGACAGAACAUGUACAAACCUCGUUUAAUAAUUGAUGUAGCCAGCUUAACACCAGGGGUUCGAGCUGCUCUUGGUUCAGCAGCAAGUGGUGUAUUUUGCAAUUCUCAAACAAUGUGGUCUCAGGUGCGCAAAGCAGGGGUCAUUACUGGAGACAGGGUUUGGAGAAUGCCCUUAUGGAAAUUUUUCACCAAAAAAGUGACGGGAUUUAGAUCUCAUGAUGUCAAUAAUAAAGGACUUGGGCAUGGAUCUUCUUGCAUCGGGGCAGCAUUUUUGAAUGAAUUCAUAGAUUGUGUGGACUGGAUUCACUUUGAUACCACAGGUGUAGGUUUCAAGAGUGAACAUAAAGUGUAUCCUUAUUUGACAAAAGGGCGUAUGACAGGUCGACCAACACGUACAUUAAUACAACUGUUAUAUCAACUUUCGUGUCCAUCAGAAGGACAAAGAAAGUUAGAAUAAUACUUUUAUAUGCAUAUUUUGGUAUAAAAUAUUUUCGGAUGACACUGCAUGAAUUCACUUAUUUGGAUUCUUGACAUUUUAAAUGGGUCAAAUUAAAUUCUAAAAGUAGGUAAAAUGGGAUUUUUCAAGGGAGAUUUCGAAUUAGGAAUAGUUUGAGAUCUCGUAAUUCUCUUGGGAUGACCUUAAUAAUUGACGGCUGGUCACUGUCAACUGGAAGAAACAACUUCAACUGAAAUGACAUUCUGAUAAUCUUUUCAAUAAAAAAAUCACCCUUUGAUAAAAUUCUGAGUGCAUCCGAAAUAACCAUACCUCAGCUGCUGGACUCAUUUGAAUAUUUUUUGUUAAUGAGUUUGUCAUACUCCGGACUCUGUCAAGUAUUAUGAUUUAUAAGAUAUGCACUUUCUGUGAAAACUCUUCAACCUGUCCCUAUUCAACGAAUGAACAAAUAUAUUUUGUAUGUACCUGUAGUGAACUGUUGACUGUCUUAACCUAAUAAAUUUGUAAGAGUCAUCAGAAUAUUUACUGA
Leptinotarsa decemlineata (Colorado potato beetle) is the source of this 2216-nucleotide messenger RNA. RefSeq names its product cytosol aminopeptidase. Gene Ontology annotation, biological process: proteolysis. Gene Ontology annotation, molecular function: metalloaminopeptidase activity; manganese ion binding. NCBI's taxonomy places the organism in Eukaryota, Metazoa, Arthropoda, Insecta, Coleoptera, Chrysomelidae. The record is from RefSeq and is a predicted model, not a curated record. Gene Ontology annotation, cellular component: cytoplasm.